GGCUCCAGCGGCGCGCAGGAGCGCUCCCCCCUGCGUCUCAUCCCCGCCAACGUCACUUCCGCUCCCAAGAGAGUCAGGAACUACAUCUCCCAGGCUGCCCUGGGGGGCGCUUCCGUGUUGUCUAGCCCAGGCUGCAGCGCAAUAUCCAUGUUUUCUGCCAGGUUUUUCCAUCCUUCCAAGGACCAGGGAAGGGAAGUGGCUGCAAUGGAGCCAGUUGAGGGGCUGGUGAUCUUUGAGGAGGUGGCUGUAUAUUUCACCAAGGAAGAGUGGGCUCUUCUGGACCCGGGUCAGAGAACCCUCUACAGAGAUGUAAUGCUGGAGAACUAUGAGACUGUGACCUCGCUGGUCCCCCUUCUCACCCUGAUGGGCUGCAGAACGACAUCCACAUUUCACUCCAGAUGGGCCCAGCCUCCUAGGGGACGGGGAAGGAAAAUGGCUGCUGUGGAGCUGGCUCAGGAGCCAGUGACCUUUGAGGAGGUGGCGGUGUAUUUCACCAGGGAAGAGUGGGCUCGGCUGGACCCUGCUCAGAGAGACCUGUACUGGGAUGUCAUGCAGGAGAACUGUGAGAAUGUGACCUUACUGGGAUUCCCAGUUUCCAGACCUGAAGUGAUGUCCCAGCUGGAACCAGGGGAAGAAGAGCUGUGGGUCUCAGAUCUCCAGUGCUCAGAGGAAAGAGAGAUCCUGAGAGGAACCUGCUCAGCUUCUGAGGUUUCUCUCUCUGUCUCAGAAGAUGAUGAGAUGGUGAGUGAGAAAAAAGAGCAGAAUCCACAGCAGGAAGAUGCUGAGCACAUGGAACUCCAUGGGGACUUACCACAAGGAACUCAAGGGAACAUGUCCAGGAGUCAUGAAGAGAGGCAGCAGGGAAACAAAUCGGGGGAGAAAGUGGGUAUAUCUAUCAGUUGUGAGGAAAAUCUCAAGGACCUCAAGGAAACCACAGCCCAGCAGAGAAUCCUCAAGGGAGAAAGACAGAACAUGUGCCCUGAGUGUGGGAAAACCUUCCCUUGGCACUCACACCUUAUUAGACAUCAGAGAAUCCACACAGGAGAGAGACCCUAUGAGUGUGGUGAGUGCAGGAAAACCUUCUCUUGGCACUCCCAGCUCAUUGUACAUCAGAGAAUCCACACAGGAGAGAGACCCUAUGAGUGCUGUGAGUGUGGGAAAAACUUCUCUCGGCGCUCACACCUUAAUGUACAUCAGAGAAUCCACACAGGAAAGCGACCCUAUGAAUGCUGCAAGUGCAGGAAAACCUAUAUUCAGAGAUCAGACCUUGUCAGACAUCAGAGAACUCACUCAGGAGAGAGACCCUAUGAAUGCUGCAAGUGCAGGAAAACCUUCCCUCGGCGCUCACACCUUAUCAGACAUCACAGAACCCACAAAGGUGCGAGCCCUUAUGAAUGCUGGUUUCCAGUUUCCAAACCUAAGUUGAUGUCCCAGCUGGAAGCAGGGGAAGAACUGUGGGUCUCAGAUCUCCAGGGCUCAGAGGAAAGAGAGAUCCUAAGAGGAACUUGCACAGUUUCCAUUCCUGCCUCUGAGGUUUCUUUCUCUGUCCCAGGAGAUGAUGGGAUAGCGAGUGAGAACAAGGAAGAGAAUCCAAAGCAGGAAGUUGCUGAGCACGUGGAAGUGCACAGGGAAUUAUCACAAAGAACUAAAGGAAACGUGUCCUGGAGUCAAGAGGAGCGGCAGCAGGGAAACCAGCCAGGGGAGAAAGUGGGCAAAUCGAUCAGUUGUGAGGAAAACGACCUCAAGGGAACUGCUGCCCAGCAGAGACUCCUCAAGGGAGAGAGAAAAAACAUAUGCUCUGAAUGUGGAAAAACCUUCCCUCGGCGCUCACACCUUAUUAUACAUGAGAGAAUCCACACAGGAGAGAGACCUUAUGAAUGCUGUGAAUGCCGGAAAACCUUCACGCGACGCUCAACCCUUAUCAGCCAUCAGAGAACCCACACCUAUGCAAGACCUUAUGAGUGUUGUGAGUGCGGGAAAACCUUCACUCGGCACUCAGACCUUUUCAGACAUCAGAGAAUCCACACAGGCGUAAGCCCCAGUGAAUGCUGGUUUCCAGUCUCCAAACCUGAGGUGAUGCUGGAAGGAGGGGAAGAGCUGUGGGUCUCAGAUUUCCAGGGCUCAGAGAAAAGAGAGAUCCUGAGAGGAACCUGCCCAGCAGGUGAUGGGAUUGUGAGUGGGAACAUGGAGCAGAAUCCACAGCAGGAAGAUGCUGAGCACAUGGGACUGCCCAGAGGAUUAUCACAAGGAACUAAAGGGAACAUGUCCAGGUGUUGUGAAGAGAGGCAGCAGGGAAACCACCCAGGGGAGAAAGUGGGUAAAUCCAUUAGUUGUGAGGAAAAUCACAUGGACCUCAAGGAAACCACUGCCCAGCAGAGAAUCUUCAAGGGAGAGAGAGAAAACAUAUGCUCUGAAUGUGGGAAAACCUUCCAUCGGCGCUUAAAUCUUAUUUUACAUGAGAGAAUCCACACAGGAGAGAGACCCUAUGAAUGCUGUGAAUGUGGGAAAGCCUUCACUCGACGCCCAAACCUCAUUAGACAUCGGAGAAUCCACACAGGCGCGAACCCCAGUGAAUUCUCAGGGUUUCCCGUCUCCAAACCUGAGGUGAUGUCUCAGCUGGAACCAGGGAAAGAGCUCUGGGUCUCAGAUCUCCAGGACUCGGAGGAAAAAGAGAUCCUGACAGAAACCUGCACAGAUGAUGGAAUGGUCAGUGAGAACAAGGAGCAGAAUCCACAGCAGGAAGAUGAUGAGCAUGUGGAACUGCAUGGGGGAUUAUCACAAGGAAUUAAACGAAACAUGUCCCCACCAGGGGAGAAAGUGAGUAAAUCCUUCAGUUGUGAGGAAAAUCACAAGGACCUCAAGGAAACCACAGCCCAGCAGAGAAUCCUUAUGGAAGAGAGAAAAAGCAUAUGCCCUGAGUGUGGUAAAACCUUCCCUCGAUGCUCACACCUUAUUUUACAUCAGAAAAUCCACACAAGAGAGACAGCCUAUGAAUGCUGUGAGUGUGGCAAAACCUUCACUCGGCGCUCAGACCUUAUCAGACAUCAGAGAACCCACUCAGGCACUAGCCCCUAUGAAUGCUGCCAGUGUGGGAAAAUCUUCCCUUGGCGCUCACAGCUUAUUGUACAUCAAAGGAUCCAUACAGGAGAGAGGCCCUAUGAAUGCUGUGAGUGCGGGAAAGCCUUCACUCGACGCUCACAUCUUAUUAGACAUCAGAGAACCCACACCCAAGAGCGACCCUUUCAAUGCUGUGAGUGCGGGAAAACCUUCUCUCAGAGCUCAACCCUGAGUAGACAUCAGAGAAUCCAUGCUUGUGAGAGGCCCUAGGAAUGCUAUAUUUAGCCAGCACACUGUGAAGGAACUAUUCAAGUUGAAUGGCCCAUCAAAGAACACUGAACUCACAGUGGACUGUGGAAGACUCCUAUCCAUGCCUGAUGGAUUUUCCUGUGAACGUUCUAACUAAAGUAUGGGUAAUGGCCUCUGCUAUAACUAAGCGAAGCAGGCAUUGACAUGUGACUUGCCCAUGUGACUCCAAACCCCAUCUUGUUACCUGUAAUUUUCCACAAACUAGAACAAUGGGUUUCCCUUCACUUCGCAGAAGCUAUAAAAGCCCUGGAAACAUCUCCACUGGAAU
Molecule: messenger RNA, 3634 nt
Organism: Dermochelys coriacea (leatherback sea turtle)
Lineage: Eukaryota; Metazoa; Chordata; Testudines; Dermochelyidae
Product: zinc finger protein 436-like
Exons: 14
Coding region: 148-3327 (1059 amino acids)
Biological process (GO): negative regulation of transcription by RNA polymerase II
Molecular function (GO): DNA-binding transcription repressor activity, RNA polymerase II-specific
Source: RefSeq, a predicted model, not a curated record